CAGGGCUUACUUUCACAGUCGUUUCUUGCAAUGGGGCUGUAAAAUGAGUGUCACAUGAACAUAGAUUAAGGGGCUGGCUUUUAUAAAUGUGCCUUAAAUGCUUGCCAGUUUAGACUUAGAAUCUUUAUGUUCAUUGCACAAUGUUGGCUUAAAGGCUAUUAAAUCCUUUAAAAACAAGCCAAGCAGGUGUUCCUAUGGAUUUCUGACGCUCCUGUCAGAUGUUUUAGUCAACCAGCCAACACCUCAGCGCUGAUACCACCUGGAUGGGGCAGCAGGAGGAGGAUGGUGUCAUUAAUUCAGCAACCAGAACAUUAAGUCUUGUCAUUUUUGGUCAGGUUAAAACAGACCCUGCUAUGUUUGUGUGUUUGUGUGUUGCCACGGUUUGUUGGUCAAGGGUCAGCGCAGUCCGAACACGACCGGACCAAACUGAGGAAUGAAACCGUCUCAGAGAUUGGUCUUGGUCCGCCUUCCACCAGACUCUAGUUCCGAGUAAGGCAAGCGUGAGCACUGACCGCCCCAACGGACCAAAACACCGUAAAUGAUGUCACCAAAUAUGAGCCUAACCAGGCGAUGCAUAGCAACACCCAACAGAAAGCUUAGUGAAAAUAGUCCAAAAAUAGAAAUAAAAAUUAAAUGUAAGCCCAGAAGUGUAAAUACAUAAGCUAAACAUAACUGUCUCUUUUUAACUAAGUGUUGAGUUACAGUUCGGUGAAGUCAUUUCUUUACAGUACGUAUCUGGGAACAUUUGCCAUCUAUAUAUCCUUUUCGUUACAUCUCAGCUGUUAAAAAUUCUGCUAUAGCGCCAAAAGUUCUAUAAGUGUAUGUAACCCGGAACACGUGAUGUUGUUUUGGGUGCGUGAGGUUGUCUGACAAUGUAAACAUAAUAUGCGCCGUCCAAUUGAAGUUCGAUUUGCCAACUUUAUGCCCAUGUUUAACUGAGCAUUAUUUGGCCCUCUGACAAAAAUACAAGUGUGAACGUAAGCCCUACCACACUAGAGUAACUGUCAAGUAUCUAUUUUAAUUUUUGGGCCGGACCAGAGUACCGAACUAAACGUGUGAACAGUGCAUGUGUACUUCCCCUUUGGAUGAGAGGUAUUAUUAUAGCAAUAUAUUUAUUAUUGCGGUUGUAUAAUACUGAGAGAUGUUUUAAUGUUUUCUCUCCCUAUAUGUAUUGCAGCUACACCUCUUGUGUUGACUGCAAAUUUAGAGCAAUCAGCAGUGUUGACUGAAUUUCACAAUCAGUGCAUCCCUGAUAAUCAGUCAUUCGUUCCCUGUAAGUUUGACAUUGCAAAUAGCCAAGGGAAUCUUUUCAGGCAAACAUUUUGAAAACGGCACUAAUUAUCCAAGCAGCAGGUGUACUAAUGUCACACAUUUUGCUUCAUUCUAGUUGGUUGAUGAUGUGCCUCUCUACCUAACAAUAUGCACAUUCAGCAUAAAGUGAAAGAGUAAUACUAGUAAUUUAUUACUUUCUGUUUGUAUUGCUGUUUGAAGCAUCUGCACCCAAGCACUGGAAGACACAAAGCUGUGACAGCAUUGCCAAAACAACAUUCUUCAUUUCAAAAUAAUGGAGAAUAAGCUAUUGGUUUCCUGACCUACAUCAGUUCUAUUCCAUUUAUCUGGUUGAACGGAACACACAAAGAAGCCAAGAAUUUAAGAGAACUGCUUGAAAUUUUUUUGCAGUAACUCUGCAGAUCCUUUCAAAUACAGUAUGAACACACAUUCAGAAACAUGAUUUGCUCAAUGUAGUGUUUAUUUUAUAGACAUCCAUGAGCAGGACCUAAAGAGACUGCCCAAUAAUGUUCACUCAGGCUUUGGAAAGGCAUUACAGCUGGUAUAGUUGUAAUAUGCCUUCGCACAGUGAACCGGCUGUAAAUUAAAGCUAAAAGGAACGUGAUGCAGAAAACAGACACAUGGACAUCCUUCUCUUUUUUUUUUUUUCUUGUGUGUGCAUGUGCGCGUGUGAGAGAGCGAGCAUUACUUUAAUGCACAAGUAGUGUCCAUCCCUCCGUCUGAGCCAAUGGCACGGAAGUGUUUAUGGAUUUGGGCGAGCAUUGAGCAAACCUGGAAGGUGAAGGUGGUGCCUGCUUGUGUAACCGUGUCUGCAACGAGGCAGUCUCGGCUGCCCCUGGGUUCCUGUGAUUGUGCGAAGGAAGAACGCUAUGUCCAGCAUGCAGCCACUUGGAGGAAAUCUCUCCUUCUGCUUCUUUUGCAAACAGGAAACUGCCUCCCAGACACAGGCUAGUGCUUUCUAAAGCGAAUGAGGAAAGCAGGCUGGCAAGAUAGUGUCAUACAGUGAAAUCGAAGGGCAGUACAUCUUCCGUACAUCGUGUGGUAAUUUCAGUUGGCUGUCUUUGAACUCUUUGACCUCGCACACCCUUCUUUGCCACAGUGGGCCAAAGGUGCAAGCUAGUAAAACUUUGCAUUACUAGCAUAGAAAUAGUGUCUUAGAACAUUUGGCAGCAUUGAUUCAAUGUUGCAAGUCACGGGGUUUCUCGGAAUAGCGGUAUAAAGGCCGGUAAAAGAGAACCUGAUAUACAUGACAGGUCUGCUUGUAAAACAUGACCUUAUUUGGAGCUGCAUUGUAGUACAGCUAUGAGAAAUUGUUCUCCAGGCCUGUAUUGUUGGCUUCCCAACUCAGGUUUUAGACACUUUGUCCUUUUAAAAACAAUUAAAAUGGCCCUGUGCAGUGGCGCAUAUGGGGGUUUGUCAGGCCACAUCCUUGUUUAAGACUGACUAAAAUAAGGAUGAAACGAUAGAUGGUUAAUUGAUAAAUGGGGUCAAAUAUCAAGGUUGUUAUUGAUUGUACUGUGAAAAUAAAGGACGGGAGCUAUGGCUGUAGGAGGUAGGUUUAUUCAUAUGCACAGCUAGUCUCGUUUAGCAACAGUUAAGACACCUCAACCCACACAGCACACUUCCGGCCUUCAAAAUAAGAGUGCUGUGAACUAUAUCCUGUUUACAUAUGAGAAAAUAAGUUUUAUUAAAAGUAGCUUACACCAACAUUGAGGCAGCAAACAAAGUAUACUUGUGCUAAUACGGUAGCUGAAUUAAUCCAGCUAACAUUAGCCUGUGUAAUUUUCAUAGACAAAUCUUUUACAAGUUGUUUGAUAUUCUGCAUGUUUAAGUGCCUGCAGCAUCACAUACUUAGUAAGGCAUAAACAACAGCAUAUAUGGAAAUGUUAUUUCAUUAGCUUUUCAAAAGUACCGGUAAACAUCUUUUGUGAAAGUGUACUCCUGUAGACAAAAGCUUAAUAACAUUUAUAGUAAAGUUGAAUGGUUUGAUUUUUACAUACUGGUUGAAAAUAGCCCUGUGAGAAAUUCAUAGUAAAGUUGAUAAAAAGUUCAUGUUAUUAAAACAUUCAUGGAGAAGUUCAGACAUUUAAUCCAAAAAGAACUCCGUUAUCGCCCUCAUUUAAACCAUGCAAACUUUUAUGACCCUGCCUCUUAAAAGUAUCAGAAUCGACAAUUGUUAGGAAAUGGUAUUGAAAACGAGGAAUCGGAAUUGGAACCGGAAUCGGGAAAUCAAUUGACAGCACAGCAAAAUAGUUUUGCGUUGACAAAGGGGCUACUAUCGAUGUGCCGGCUUGAUUGGAAUGUGGUGAUAAUAGUGUUAAAAGUGUUAACAGAUUUGGACCAAUGUUUCUUGCGUUUUUCUCUCCACAUGAUAGGAGUGGGGGAAAUAAUAGAUUCUUAGAUGCGUCGCAUUGCGGACAUUGACAAUGAUUAAUCAUUUCAUAAGUGUCAAUAAUCGAUGCUGACGGAACCAAAAAAACGGAACAAAAAGAUGGAAAGCGGAAGUGUCGCCCGGACAGGUUAUGGUGGUGCAUCUAAGUGUAAGACGCUACCCGAAUGUCCGAGGCUAAACUCCGACCAACACCCGCUGGACACUUUGGCUUUCAGGUAGUUGAAGGUAAAAAUUAACUGGAGAAGAGCCAGACACAAGCUUAAAAUAUUUGGGGAACACGACAAAUAUGAGAAACCACAUAGCACGUUUCCACCCGUACCAGGAGGAAAAACAGCCAACCGAAGUUGGUACCAACCAGAGAAUCAUUGAGCAGGUGAUAACUAAUUUUCCACCCAACUUGGAAAAGUAUUUCUGCUUGAAACACUUUAAUUGCAAAGGAUUUGUUGCUGUUGGAUUUGUUAAUUUUAUUUUUUGUAAAUUUUUAUACUUUUCCUGCUGGUUCUGUGCAAUUGGAAAUAUGUUGGUAGAUGUAACCUUCCAGUUAUUAAAACAUAAUUGAGGUAAAUUAAUCUGUCCUGUUUAUUUUAAUUGUGGAUCAUUACAAAUAUGCUCAGUUUUACUAGUACACAGUGACUAUAAAGAAAUUAUAUAUAAAAAAAAAAAAUUGCGUGAAAAAAUUGACAAACUAUUGAUCACAAUAAAAAGUGCAUCGAGAUGCAUCGGUAUUCGUUUUGUUAUCACAUCGCAGGUCUCUGAAUCAUAAUCGAAUCGUGAGGUGGCCAGAGAUUGCCACCCUCGCACAUGAGUCAUGCAGCCACAAUGUAUCAUGGAAAUCGGUUAAGUAGUUUUUGUGUAAUCCUGUUGACUAAUGAACACUGAUCAAAACAGCAUUGGCCGUAACCCUUGGACAUAACCAUGGUUUCCAUUCCCCUCAACUAACAUUGUCUGUGAUGUGUAACAUACCUCAUGAGUGUAAAUGCUGGAUCAUUGCAUUGUGAUCUUGUUUUAUUCAAUUAAUCAGCACAGCAGUAAUCUUAAUGACAAUUUCAUCCUCCCUCAGUGGUAGCCAUUUACUAGCAUUAUAAACAGUUGAAUUCUGUAAUCCCCUCAGAUACGUAGCUCAGUGUUAUGCAGUAUCAUGUAUUGCUUGUGCAGGUCAGUCACUGUUAAAAGGGGCAUCUUCCUCCUAACAUGUCACAUUCGAAUCAAGAGGAAAUGGGUGUUUUCCUAGGUGUCAUCAGACUCUGCUCUGGGGACAAUGAGAUGUGUCAGCUGUUUGUGUGCUUCAAUGACAAGAAAAAUGAGACUGCUCUUUGUUUACCCUCAGAAGUUUGGUUUUCAUCCAAUUCUUCUUGGGUGAGACUGGAAAAACAUUGUUCAAGUAUUGUGAGAAAAUCAUUUUAAUUGAUUUCAUUUCAUUAAUUCAGAUCUAGGAUGUGUUAUUUUGGAGUUCCCUUUAUUUUUUUGAACAGUGUACAUAAACCCAGAAUAUUCUGAUCAUAUUAUUCUGGGUUUAUUAUUGACGAGUUUAUUGAUGCCCAAGGAAAUUUCUAAAUUGCGACAAAAUAUUUAAUUUCUGUUUAUUCAUCAGAGGGGACUAGCUGACUCAGAUUGUUUAGUAUAACAACUUUGGGGUCAUCAGGGACAGGAUCUGGAAACUAGGCGUGUCCUGAUGCAAUUUUUUCACUUCCGAUACGAUACCGAUAUUGCAGCCUUGAAUAUCAGCCGAUAACGAUAAUAAUCUUGAUGUCGUCCAAUGAGGUUAAUUUGGUCUACCAUUCAUACAUUCUAAACAGCUCUUUGUACAGACCAGAGUUAGCUAGUUUUAAUCCGAUGUCAUCGCAAAUCAUUCAUACUUUUAUUACAUAUUUUGUAGUGUGGAAUAUUAGAAAAAGGCUUGAUCAAGUGAUUUAACUCAAACAGAGAAUAAUAGUCCGCAACAGUAGGUAUGAGGAAAAACACCCAUUUACUUUAUGCAUGUGGGAUCUAGUUUUAUCCACAGUGUAGUGGCAGCUAGGCAUGAUAUAUAGUGAAGUUCGAGGUGCUCAGUAAAAUAUUUAAACGGGGGCUGAUCUUUGUUGUUAGAGCUAAUGACUUUUUGCCGUCCUGUGAGUUCCAUGUGAUGCCGCUUCAUAUUCGGGAUGAGGUUGACCAUAUUAAACUUUCCCAGUUCUGUGCCACCACGGGGAAACUUGUGCAGGACAAUUUUGCACUCAGCUGCAACGUCUUUUUAUUGCCACACGGCUGACAUUACCCCGGCUCCUUGCUACUUUUGUUGGCACGCUACCUAGCAAGGACUUUUGUUGUGAUCACAUGGACUUUAUCUGGUCACUGCUGGAUGGACGUGAUGGGGCGGAGUCUGGAAUCGACUGCUUGUAUAGCGGAGAAAACAGAAGUUCUCAGCGAUGACCUUUUACAGAUUGAACGGCGGAUGGAGUUGGUGCGUGUGGUGUCCCACAACGCACACAAGAAGAUGGUCUCGUGUCUGCAGGGACAUAUUGGCGCAGAUGCAGAGAAAAGACAUUCCGUACCGCGCCUCUAUACAGGAAAUGGUCAGAAAAAGCUUCCUUUGACGGCAUUGUCUCAGGCAAUGGUAGAAGGUGGGAACCAGCUGGGAGAAGACUCUUUAAUAGGGAAGAUGAUGGAGGUGUGCGGAGAUGCAGAGAGCCGACUGGCAUCCGAAUUGAUGCAGCACGAGCUGCAGAUUGAAAAAGACGUCUUGGAUCCUCUCAGCCAACUUGCAGAGGUGGACAUCCCCAACAUCCUGAAACAGAGGAAGCAGUUGGCCAAAUUGGUGCUGGACUAUGAUUCUGCCAGAGCGAGAUGGUUGCAGGCGACCAAGUCAAUAAUCUCAGGAACAAACACUCAAGCACUGACAGCCAAGGCUGAUCUACUCAAGGAAGAGGUGGAUGAGGCCAUGAACAAAGUGGAGCUUUGCAAGGACCAGCUUGCCGCAGACAUGUACAGUUUCUUCUCAAAAGAAGGAGACUAUGCCUGCUAUUUCGUAACGCUCCUAGAAGCUCAGGCAGAAUACCACAGAAAAUCGCUCACUCUGCUGGAGAGUGUCUUGCCCACCAUCCAGGCUCAGCAAGAUACAUGGACAGAGAAACCCGCCUUUGGCACGGCACUGGAUGAACACCUGAAAAGGAGUGGGAGGGAAAUCGCUCUGCCCAUAGAAGCCUGUGUCAUGAUGCUGUUAGAGACUGGAAUGAAGGAAGAGGGUCUGUUCAGAAUUGCAGCUGGGGCAUCCAAACUAAAGAAGCUAAAAGCAGCGCUGGAUUGUUCCACUUCACAGUUGGAGGAGUUCUACUCUGACCCUCAUGCUGUUGCUGGAGCACUAAAGUCCUACCUGAGGGAACUCCCUGAACCUCUAAUGACGCAUCAGCAUUAUGAUGAAUGGACCCAGGCAUGCAGUGUAUCAGAUCCAGACAAGAGGCUUCAGGCUCUGUGGGUUGUAUGCGAUAAGCUACCAAAGAACAACAAAACCAACCUGAGGUAUCUGGUGAAGUUCCUGGCCAAACUGGCUCAGGACAGCGAAGUAAAUAAAAUGACUCCCAGCAACAUCGCCAUUGUUCUUGGACCCAAUCUGCUUUGGGCCAAGACCGAAGGGAGUUUGGCAGAGAUGGCUGCAGCUACCUCUGUGCAUGUCGUGGCCAUCAUAGAACCCAUCAUCCAGCAUGCUGACUGGUUCUUUCCUGAGGAUGUGGACUUCAAUGUGUCCGGCAUGUUUGCAAUGCCUGUACCUGCAUCCAACCACAACAAUCAUCUGGAUUAUGACAGCGGAACUAUUGAGAGGAAGAGACCAGGCAGUUUGGUGGGACCAGAGAUGGACACAACACGCAAAGACAAUAGCACCCCUAACAAGCACUCGGACCACACCCUCCGUAGAGGCAGUACCACCUUAGGUAGAAAGCAGCACACCUCACCUGCCUUCCAGCCCCCUUUACCCCCCGUGGAGACUUCAGGGCAGCAGGGACACGGCGCCGGGCAGGUGCCGCAGCCCUCAGUCGAGCCCCUUGCGCAAGCUCCUUCUGUGGGGACAGGGGGACCCGACAUCUCCCAUAGCGGGGCGCAGGGUCUUGCUGCGCUUGCUGCCGCUCAGCAGCUUCUAGCACAGCACACAGAGGAGCUCAGCAACCCAAAGCUACGAGACCCCACAGCUGCUCCCGCACCCCUACUCCAGCGGAGUGGUUCUGGAUCAGGCAGCCACGCUGCUGGCCAGCUGGGCAGCGGUACUAGUGGGGCGGGAUCCAUGGGGUCCAGUCCACAUAUGACACGCAGAGCUGAGAGGAGGCUCGCAGCUCUUAACGCUACCAAGAAGCAGGCACCUGCUCCACCCAAGCCUCCAAACCCUCCCCCCAGUCAACCCUCCACUUCAGUGAACCCUUCUUCCUCCUCAGUCACAUCCCAACCCCUCAGUCCCCCUACAAGACCCCUAUCCAGCCACUCCCCCACCUCACCCACGUCUCCUAUCGCUCAGCAAUACAGCACACCCCGGCGCCACUCCAGUAAUCAGCCUCCAAUUCAGGCCCCCAACCAUCCACCUCCAGAGCCGCCGACACAGGCCAGUUCUCACAGUCUGACUGGUGCGGACCAGAGCACGGAGCCCUCACCCCCGGACUCCCCAACCCCUCCAGACACCCCUCCACCCUCUGCUGCCUCUUACCAGGAUGGGGCUCAGGUCGCCCCUCCUUCACCAUCUCCCUACCCGUCGGGGUCGCUCCCCCGGCCGCGCCCCGUCCCCAAGCCCAGGAACAGACCUAGCAUCCCACCGCCACCACAGCCCACACACAUGGCCAGUGACAGCAACGGGAUCUGCGCCGCCGCUUACAAGAUGAUGGACCCGGCUAUGUCCUUCACAGGGCUGAGUCGGGCUUUGGUGCCGGAGUUCAGUGUGGACCAGCAGCCGUCACCACUGCCUCCUAAAGACUGCGACCUGGACAGUGAGAGCACAGUCCUAUAAGGAAGGACACCAGGCACCUCCUCUCUUUACACUCCUGCAUCUUGCUGGUCCUCUGUUUUCGCAUCAGUGCCGAUUUGUUGUUUUUGGGAGAGAGAGAGCUUUUCCAUCCUUUUGUAGCUUUUCCAGUGCAAAUCCUCCAUUCAAAACCCAUCAGUUUUAAUCUUAAAUGUUAAAGUUAGCAAACAAUGGAGGAAGGCUGUGUGUAAUUAAUUGCAAUGAUGUGGGAAUUUGUACCAAAAUAUGGACCAAUGAUGGGAUACUUUUUUUUUGUUAAAAAAAUGGCCUUAGAACAUUAAAUGACAAAAGGUUAGCGAGUGUAACCAAAAAAGUGGUGACUGCAGGUUUCCAGUCAUCCCAAACACUCUUUUCUCUCGCUCUUCUAUUUAUUUACCUAAACACACACAUUCCCUGUGGCUUGACACAAUUGAUGCAGUCAGUAAAUGUACAUAAAUAAAAGCCUUAAUCGGAUGAAACAUUGUAGAUUUACUGUACGGACAGCUCUUAUUUUUUUACUUUAGUAUUUCCAAGAAGCUGUCUUCAGGGAUGUCAUAGGAAGGAAGGAAGGUAGAAAGGUGAGGGUUCUCUACUUAGACUUUCGGUAGCGGGGUUAACUUAACGGCCCUUGAUGCAGUCAGUAUUUUUGCCUUUUUUCUAAUUUCCCUUGUGUGAGUUUGAAUGUAAACAGAAGGAUGUGAUGCUGAUGUUGCACAUGAGCAAAGGCCAUCAAAUCACUUUUAAAGUUUUUUUUUUUUUGCCUCCACUGAGCUGAGUGCACCUCAGUAGUGACGUGGUGGAACAUUUUAUCUACUUUUCUCCCUCUCAAAAUGGUACCAAUACAGAAAAGUCUUAGAUGCUGCAGCCCUGGAAAUAUGUGAUUUUUGGUCCCUUUCUCCAACCUCUUCAGACAAUCAAAUGAUAUCAUGGCCCCCAAUUCUGUGACUCAAUGCCUUUACCCCCCCUCUCUGCACAUCAAGACAAACAAAAUGCCAUUCAACUAGAAGUGACGAUGCUGCGUUUUUUUUUUUUUUUUUUUGGGCUCCGUCGUUUUGUAUGGUGUGUCGUCUGGUGAGCUGACAUAUGGAAUAAAAUGUUAUAUGAAUGCUUGGUUAUACGGCCUUUCCAAAGAAAAUAAAGUAUAUGACGAAGUAUACAUUUCUGGGUUUGUUGUUACUAUUUUACGAUGUAUUAUGUAGUUAAUGUCUGUAAAGUCUAACCUAUUUAAAUGAGCUGUCAUCUUGCCUAGACCAAUAUGGCGGUGACUGCCGCAUCGCCGCAACAGACUAAAGUAAUCGAUUGAAAUUCUACGUGCAGGUGGUGCGAACAAAAAGAAGCAUUGUUUUAUAGCAUCGUUUUUAUAGGUCAAACAUGAGUCAUAACAUGGAGUAAUUCAAACAAAAACGAAACAUUUUAAAAGGGAAAACAGGGUUGGUGGUUGCUACCAGCUGCACAUUUAUAAUGUAACUUGCACCAACAUGCAACUGAUUUAGAACAGAAACACGUUUAUGACACUUAGCAGCAGGUCUGGUUCUGCGUUUUACGACUUUGAAAGCUGUGCAACAAGGAGAAAUAAAACGGUAUACAGAGGGAAUUUACAAUGAGAAAAUAGAGUGCAUAGCCCAAAAAUGUGCAUUUACAUAGUAGUACAACAUACACAACACCACAGCUACUGGUACACUGUGGAGCAGUUCAUGAGGUCACCAUGGCAACCACAAUAGACGGAAAAAGGUAUUUACAUUGAAUAUAUUUGUUAUUCACACUUACUUUCAGUAAACACCCACUACACUAAUAUGAGCAGGACCGUUAAAAAGAGAAUUGAGCGGUCUGGGUUGAAUAUUCUUUUGUUGCGAGUCUUCUGACGUGUGCCUAAAAUGGCACAAAUGAAGUGGAUGACAUGUUUCUGUCAUAAAGGAAUGAAUAUAUAUAUAUAUACACGCUAAUAUGUAAUAGUAAACGGGUACUUCAGUUGGAGGGGCAACAGCGACCCCAGUUCAGGCGAUGCUAAAUCAAAUGCUUUAGCCAUUUUCGGAUAUGGAAGGUAAAAAAAGGGACACUUUUAUUGUCAUAAAUUGAACUGGGUGGACUACAUGUCAGUAAAAUAAACUAAGCUCAACUAAGACGAGCUAACACUCCUAGCUUCAGCUUGUCGUUUUCAGGAUGAAUGCCUAUUCAAAAUGUUGAGCCACGAAUCAU
Molecule: messenger RNA, 10835 nt
Organism: Dunckerocampus dactyliophorus (ringed pipefish)
Lineage: Eukaryota; Metazoa; Chordata; Actinopteri; Syngnathiformes; Syngnathidae
Gene: arhgap17a
Product: Rho GTPase activating protein 17a
Exons: 22
Coding region: 6021-8645 (874 amino acids)
Biological process (GO): regulation of actin cytoskeleton organization; signal transduction; regulation of Rac protein signal transduction
Cellular component (GO): cytoplasm; cytosol; intracellular anatomical structure
Molecular function (GO): GTPase activator activity; protein binding
Source: RefSeq, a predicted model, not a curated record